AUGGACACCGCCGCGAGCACAUUGGAGGAAGUGGACAAGCUCAUUACACACUUUGGAGAUAAUUACCCACCAAUCGACAACAACAACAAGUCGGAGCAGCAGGACGACGCUGAAAAUCAAAAUCAAAAGAUUCCACGCUUGUUUUCGCCGCCAGGAUUAGAAGAACAAUUUAAGGAUGUUAGAUCCGUAUUGCUGCCCUGUUUGACGUCCACGUCUUCCUUUUCCAAGGACAAAGUUUCGUCAACGGCAUCAGUGGUCUUGAUUGGUGAUCGAGGGAGUGGAAAGUCGUUGCUACUAGAGAGAUGUCUCCAGGCUUGCCAAUACGAAUACCCGGAUGCCGCCAAGUUUCGAAGGAUCCACAUUAAUGGGAUUGUGUGUCGAGGAUCGGACGUUUCCGCAGUGGUGUACGAGAUGAUUCGACAAUUGUCAGACCUUGGGUUCAAAGAAGAGGAGGAAGCAUUGGCGAAUGAUAGUGUUGCUGUCUCACCAGCAGCUGCAAUGGCUGACAAGCUUGAGGAAGAAACUCCCUCCAAACGCCGAAAACUCAACAACAAUGAAGACAAGGACAAGUACGAUCUUCGACUCCGAAAGUCUAAUUUUACAUCCAACUUGGCCCUUUUGGAAACUAUGCUAAAUAUCGCGGCCAAGGACAAGAUACCAGUCUUGCUGAUUCUGGACGAGUUUGAAGCUUUCACGGCACGAGAUGAAAAACGACAGGUUCUUUUGUAUCAUUUGUUGGAUCGAGUGGCCACACCCAAUUCGAGUUUGUGUCUAGUGGGACUGACUUCGUCUUUUACAGUUUUGCAAAGUUUGGAAAAGAGAAUCAAAAGUCGCGCAGAAGGAGUAACCCAAGUUGUCUUUGUCCAGCAUCCCAGUACCUACGAGGAGCUUACUUCGGUUCUAAAGCACAAGAUAGGUCAUCGAUCCAAUGAUACUAAUAUUAAUAUUGGCAAGGCAAUUCUUCCAUUGCUAUCCAAGCCCACAAUUGUGGAUGACAACAACAACAACAACAACGAUAAGGACAAGAACGACAAGAAACACAACAAAUUGCAUUCGAAGCUUUGGUCGGUAUUGGAACAUGAGUUUCGCAUCGGCAAGGAUGUCCGAUGGUUUUGUCGCGUCAUUUUGGCGGCACUAUCGUUGUACCGUCACGAUGUCAUGAUGGUGACCACUAGUAACGAUGGUGCACCACCACCAAACUUUGGACCAAAUCAUUUGCUGGAAGCUCUUGCCAUGCUGGGUGUUCCAGUCUGGUCCAAUGAAAUUGGGACGUCCAACAAAUUGGACUUGUUUUCAAUUGGCGAAAAGGCCAUGGACUUGAGGUUUCAAGCUCUUUUGGAUUUGCCACAAUCCCAAGUGGCUCUGCUCUUGGCGGCUCGACGUAUUCUUACGAGAGAGGCACAUCGAGAACAAGCCGUGACGGCACCUCUAACGAUUCAACGAAUGCUGAAUGAAUAUUCCAAUUCCUUUCGCCGUGGGCGGUCUGACUCGUCCAUGCUUCCAGCUGCGAGACAACUCUUGCACCAAGGUCUCUUGAUUCCCUCCAAUGAACAUUCGGGAGGAGCCCCGCUUCAAUAUUCUAUAUCAGGAAAGUACAAGAAUUUGGAUCCCUAUUCAUUGAUUCGAUUGCCCCUGCACUUUCCGAUUGAAAUUGAUCGAGAACUGGGUGAAGCGUUGAACAUGAGCCUAUUGGAUUGUUCCACUGCACUCCGAGAGUGGGGACGCAAGAUCAACUAA
Messenger RNA from Cylindrotheca closterium, 1737 nucleotides. Lineage: Eukaryota; Bacillariophyta; Bacillariophyceae; Bacillariales; Bacillariaceae. The record is from the annotation of a GenBank genome assembly.